Ruditapes philippinarum (Manila clam) is the source of this 2404-nucleotide messenger RNA. RefSeq lists its product as uncharacterized. Lineage: Eukaryota; Metazoa; Mollusca; Bivalvia; Venerida; Veneridae. The record is from RefSeq and is a predicted model, not a curated record. Bases 106 to 705 code for a protein of 199 amino acids. The transcript is spliced from 4 exons.
CUUUACAUAGGAUAUUUUUUUUAAAAAAAAAUCUUAAGGAAUAAUGUUAUUUACUUAAAGAUAUUAAAAGCUAAAACAUCGUUUAUGUAAUUAAUACAUCAAAUCAUGCAGUUUCAUACGAAAUAUUUUACUUUGAGUGUGUGUAUUGUGUUAGCAAUGAACCACACCUGUUUCUGUUUACAAUUUCAAUUAUAUGAUUUGAACGUGAAAAUCACCACUGUACUUGAAACAGUAAAUGGGAUUUCUUUAUCUCAAUGUGCAGCUUAUUCUGAAAUCCAAGAAAACAUGAAAGCUUUUAAUUACAAUCAGGAUGGACAAAUAUGUGAGGUUAGCAGUCAGACACCAGGCCCUUCAGUACAAGCGUCAAAUGGAUGGAAGGUGUUUAUUCCUGCAGUUGCAGAAACAACAACAUCAACGGCACCGACCACGACAACAACAACGACAACAGCACCCCAACCUCCAACAACAACAGCAGCAACAGCAGCAGCAUCGGGAGGAUCUGACGGUUGCGUACCCGGCGAGUUUUGCACAGCGGAACAGUUUUUGACUCUCACACAACUAUGCGUAAGAGAUAUUGGCUGCCAGAAGUUUUGCAAAUGCAACCAGUUGAUGGAAAAUAGUGUCAUAGUGUACAGAUGGGUGGAAUUUGAAUGUAUGUCGGGACUUUUAUUUAAAGAAUCUCUAGGCCUUUGUGACUGGGCAUAGACACUCCAAUUGCAAUGGAAUUUGUUAAGAAGAGUCAAGCAGAACGGUAAUGGUGGAAUAAUAAAUUCAGUGCACUCACAGUGAUUAUCAUUAUUUUACCCUACACUGCAUCCCUCAUCCGACUUGACUGACAUAUGAUUUUUUUCCCAAUAACUCCAAUGCAUUUUGAUGACGUUUGUUAGCAAUAUAACCACUAAGAGAAUGUGUACAUUUUGUGCACGUUGUUACGCUCUCAUUUGAACUAUGAAUUACUUUGUACAUUUCCUUUUCAAAUCGUACACGCAGCAAAUAAGAUAAAUGAUUUUAUACAUUUAGUCACAUUGAAUUUACGAUUACAUAAAUAACUUAAAUUUCCAACUACCUAAAGGUGAAUAUUAGUUUAAAUGUGAAGACUUUGAUUGACAAUUGAAGAUUUGUUUCUUACGUUAUGGUUCAUAGAUGAAAUAUGAUAUAAAACUCGUUAACAUAAUAGUAAUAGAAGAAGUCUAAGGCACAAAAUAUGUUUAUAAAUAAUUGACAAUUUAUAUAGACUUUGUCCUGAAACAAAAGUUAUGGUAAUGUAUAUACUUUGAUACUUGUAUAUUGUAACCAAAUGUACGGAUUUUUUAAUUGAAUUCUGUAUAAUAAUAUUUAUGUGUUACGUCUGGUGAAAAUGUUGUUUUAUGGUGUACAUGUAGUAAAGGAUGUUACACAAAAUUAAUGUUGAAUGACGUGUUGGAUGGUCCCGAGACCUCAAUUGUUCAACAAAUAGCAUACUGAGCUACAUUUACAUACUUUGGAAUGACCUUAUAUUAUUGAGUUUUUUCUUUCAAAAUUCCUUCAAAACUUACACUUGACAAAUUUAAUACAUAUGUUUAGCAUUUCUUAUUUAUACAAUUGAAAUAUUUAAAAAAAAGAUAUGACAGGCAAAGAAAGAUUCCUCGAAAGUAAAAAAAUCAAAUUAUAUGAAAAUUGCAGAUUCUGUUUAAAUGAGGGAUCAUGAACUCAACAUCACAUUAUGAAAUAAUUGAUAUUGAAAAAAAUAUACCUUAGAGACUUGCCUUUGUCAUUACGCAUACUUUUCUCCGACCAUUUGUAUUGUGAUAUGCAGUACUUUUAUUUUUGGAAAGACACGUACGUUACCCCAUUGGUCAUAUGUUGUGUGCAUGAAUUUAGAUUUACCAACCGUAAAUCUGUUCUAAGCGCUAUGCAGUCCUCGACACUAACUAUUAUUAGAAUUGAUAACCAAGAUGGGACAGACAUAUAUAACAAAAUAGCAUAGACUGUUUGAUUUUAUGUAAUGAGGGAAUUUUACCUGUACUAAAUAUCUUCUUGUGUGAGUAAACUAAAAAUAAAUCAUGCGUACAUCACAUCGUCUCCAUCUUAAGUGUCACUGUUUUGCAUUGUACUACAAGCAUCUGUGUACGUGUGAAAGCAAUGUACCGGUAUCAAACUUAUGUUAUCUAUCCAACUAUUCACCUUUAUAAACUAGAAAAUAAGUUUGUUAGAAGUAAUUUACAUCAUCUUUUUUUAGGUUUUGUAAUUUUUGUUGAGAUGAUCUCAGAAUUAACUUUAAUAGCCGCUUAUUAAAAAAAACUUACAAGGGCUCGCAAACGCUUAGAAAAUUCAACGUGUCAACUUUUGGGUUCUAGAAUCCUACCUCUUUUUAUUGAAAAUAGAACAAAAUAAACUUCCUUCUAAAAUCUAAAUUGUUUAGUUA